GCGGUGCUGACGGUCUGUUAUCGCGUGCUUUUUCAAAUAAACUAACAAUUCACAUAAAAUUGUCGAGCCGAGUAGACGUCCCGGUUUUUUUUUUGCGCAAUAAACAAAAAAAAAAAGUUUGCGUCGACGCGCUUAAUUAACUAAACUAGCAGCAAAUACCCAAACGUAUUAAACAAAUUAAAAUGCCCCAAAUCCAGAAGGCCGCUCCCGAUUUCUCCGGCACCGCCGUGGUGGGUGGACAAUUCAAGGACAUCAAGCUGAGCGACUACAAGGGCAAAUACUUGGUGCUGUUCUUCUAUCCGUUGGACUUCACCUUUGUGUGCCCGACCGAGAUAAUUGCGUUCUCGGAUCAUGCGGCCGAGUUCCGUAAGAUCAAUUGCGAGUUGAUUGGCUGCUCCACAGACAGCCAGUUCACCCACUUGGCGUGGAUCAAUACCGCACGCAAACAGGGCGGCCUGGGCAACAUGGACAUUCCAUUGUUGGCCGACAAAUCGAUGAAGGUGGCACGCGAUUACGGUGUACUGGAUGAGGCCACUGGCAUACCAUUCCGCGGCCUCUUCAUCAUCGAUGACAAGCAGAAUUUGCGCCAGAUAACCAUCAACGAUUUGCCAGUGGGCCGCAGCGUUGAGGAGACACUGCGUCUGGUCCAGGCAUUCCAGUAUACCGACAAGUAUGGCGAGGUGUGCCCAGCCAACUGGAAGCCCGGCCAGAAGACCAUGGUGGCCGAUCCCACCAAGUCCAAGGAGUACUUUGCCACCACAUCCUAAGCACCUCCAACGCCGGGCAACAAAUUUUGUUUGUCCCCCUCCCCAAUCUUUGGUGCAGUGCGUCGCCCCAACGCAGGCUGUUGAGAAGGAAGACAAGAAAAUCUAAUUGCGUCGCACUUGCAACCAAACAGAGGCUGCUCACACACACACACCUAUAUAAUAUUAUUAUAAUACAUACAUACGUAUACAUAUAUUAUAAACCUAGCGCUAGGUCGCAUGAAUGUACCCCCCCCCCCCCUAGCAACCCACACACACAAACGAACACAUGUAAUUUAAGCAGAAAGUUUCAACAAGUUCUGUUUACUUGCAACAAUAAAAGCCCGCAUUGAGUAGUAA
Molecule: messenger RNA, 1103 nt
Organism: Drosophila novamexicana
Lineage: Eukaryota; Metazoa; Arthropoda; Insecta; Diptera; Drosophilidae
Product: peroxiredoxin 1
Exons: 2
Coding region: 183-767 (194 amino acids)
Biological process (GO): hydrogen peroxide catabolic process; cellular response to stress; response to oxidative stress
Cellular component (GO): cytosol
Molecular function (GO): thioredoxin peroxidase activity
Source: RefSeq, a predicted model, not a curated record